Messenger RNA from Guillardia theta CCMP2712, 669 nucleotides. RefSeq lists its product as hypothetical. Gene Ontology annotation, cellular component: membrane. Lineage: Eukaryota; Cryptophyceae; Pyrenomonadales; Geminigeraceae. The record is from RefSeq and is a predicted model, not a curated record. The transcript has 8 exons. Gene Ontology annotation, molecular function: transferase activity, transferring alkyl or aryl (other than methyl) groups. The annotation marks the transcript as partial.
CGAGUCCUGUGGGACUUCACCAGACCUCACACCAUAAUCGGUUCGAUCUUGUCUGUCGUGUCGUUGCAUCUGUUCGCGCUGACAGCACCGGGUGUCAGCAUAAUCAACUUGUCUGCUUUCAUGGUUGCACUCACCUGGUCACUUGUGUGCGCCUCCUUGGUGAAUCUCUUCGUCACGGGGCUGAACCAGAUUUAUGAUGUAGAUAUUGACAAGAUUAACAAGCCGUACCUGCCCAUCCCAGCGGGAGAAUUGUCCCUGCAGAAGUAUAUGCAGGUGAUCAUGAAAAAUUUAAGAUCUGAAAUCUUUCACAGUGCAAAAGUCAUCGUACUUGUUUCCCUGAUUCUUGGGAUUGUAAGAUCAUGCGUACUGGGUACACUUUACUCCAUGCCUCCCUUCCGCCUCAAACGCUUCCCCUUACUGGCUGCCAUAUGCAUCAUCGUUGUGAGAGGGACGCUGGUCAACCUUUCCUUCUAUGCACACACUGCAGCUAUCCUGGGCACGGAGAUGCUUCCUGCAAGGAGUUGGAUCGCUUCUUCAUUCUUCGCACUGUUCGGAUGCGUCAUCGCGCUGAUGAAAGACGUGCCAGAUGUCAGUGGCGAUAGAGAAUUUCAAGUCAAGACCCUUUCUGUUCGGUUUGGAUCUCGCACGGUACUUGUUUUCGACUGCAUU